Messenger RNA from Anarrhichthys ocellatus (wolf-eel), 1118 nucleotides. RefSeq names its product E3 ubiquitin-protein ligase HERC2-like. Lineage: Eukaryota; Metazoa; Chordata; Actinopteri; Perciformes; Anarhichadidae. Bases 167 to 1036 code for a protein of 289 amino acids. The record is from RefSeq and is a predicted model, not a curated record. The transcript has 5 exons.
GGUUAACGAUAAAACUUUAUUUACACUCUGAUGGUUAACGUUGAACUGUGAGGGGGAUCUGUUACUCCACUACUGCUGAGGCUUUUGACACCGAGUCUUUUCAUGGUGUCGUCCUUCAGGUCCCAAAGACUUGCUGUCCGAUCGCUGCAUCCUGUCCUGUCCCUCCAUGGACCUGGUGACCUGUCUGCUGGACUUCAGGCUCAACUUUGCCUCCAACAGGAGCAUCGUGCCUCGACUGGCUGCUUCCCUCGCUGCUUGUGCCCAGCUGAGUGCACUAGCUGCUGGACACAGGAUGUGGGCUCUGCAGAGACUACGGAAGCUUCUGACCACCGAGUACGGUCAGUCCAUCAACAUCAACCGGCUGCUGGGAGACAGUGAGGGCGAGGCUCGCUCCAUGAGUUUCACCGGCAGUGCUCUGGCUGCUCUGGUGAAGGGGCUCCCAGAGGCUCUGCAGAGGCAGUACGAGUACGAGGACCCCAUCGUCAGAGGAGGGAAGCAGCUCCUGCACAGCCCGUUUUUCAAGGUCCUGGUGGCUCUGGCCUGCGAUCUAGAGCUCGAUACUCUCCCCUGCUGUGCCGAGACUCAUAAGUGGGCCUGGUUCCGCCGGUACUGCACGGCCUCCAGAGUCACUGUGGCUCUGGACAAGAGGACCUCUCUACCGAGACCCUUCCUGGAUGAGGUCACAAAGAAGAUCCGGGAGCUCAUGGCGGAUCACGAGAGCAUGAACGGCCUCCACGAGAGUCACGACUUGUUCAAGCGCGAGCACGACGAGCAGCUGGUGCAGUGGAUGAACCGGCGGCCGGACGACUGGACCCUCUCUGCCGGGGGCAGCGGCACCAUCUACGGCUGGGGCCACAACCACAGGGGUCAGCUGGGCGGCAUCGAGGGGGCGAAGGUGAAGGUGCCCACGCCCACCGAAGCCCUCGCGACGCUGAGGCCGGUGCAGCUGAUCGGGGGGGAACAGACUCUGUUCGCUGUCACCGCUGAUGGAAAGGUCUGCCUCUCUGUUUUUAUACCAGACGGUGUUGAUGAAUAGUGGAGCAACGGAUCAUUAAUGUCACGGUCUGCUCGUCGGUAAAACUUUAUCUACACUCUGACGGCUAACGAUCAAACUUUAU